Setaria italica (foxtail millet) is the source of this 1766-nucleotide messenger RNA. RefSeq names its product probable polyamine transporter At3g13620. NCBI's taxonomy places the organism in Eukaryota, Viridiplantae, Streptophyta, Magnoliopsida, Poales, Poaceae. Gene Ontology annotation, biological process: transmembrane transport. The transcript has 2 exons. Gene Ontology annotation, molecular function: transmembrane transporter activity. Bases 88 to 1599 code for a protein of 503 amino acids. The record is from RefSeq and is a predicted model, not a curated record. Gene Ontology annotation, cellular component: membrane.
GUCCACCUUGUUCAGCACAAGUAAAAGUGUAAAAAACAUCUGCAGAGGGAACCAGGCCUACACAGUCGUACUACCGAUUUGCCAAAGAUGAUAACGCAGGGAAUCCAAGCCAGCGACAAGGGCUCGCCAGUUCACCCCAACGCGUCUCCCGCCAAUCCUCAAAACCUCGCCAUCGACGCAACCAACCUCCCAACCACCGCCGUAGCCGGCGGCGGCGCCGGCCAAGAAAGAGGCCGCAACAAGCUGACCCUGUUCCCCCUCAUCUUCCUCAUCUUCUUCGAGGUCGCCGGCGGGCCAUAUGGCGCCGAGCCGGCCGUGCAAGCCGGCGGCCCCCUCUUCGCCCUCCUCGGGUUCCUGGUGUUCCCCUUCGUCUGGGCCGUCCCCGAGUCCCUGGUCACCGCCGAGCUGUCGACGGCGAUGCCGGGCAACGGCGGCUACGUCCAGUGGGUAGACCGCGCGUUCGGCCCGUUCGCCGCCUCCCUGAUGGGGACGUGGAAGUACAUCUGCGCCGCCGUCGGCGCCGCCGCCUUCCCGGCGCUCUGCUCCGACUACCUCUCGCGGGCGGUCCCCGCCGUGUCAGGCGGCGGCGCCCGCGUGGCGACCAUCGUCACGUUCAACGUCGCCCUGACGCUCCUGAGCUGCACGGGGCUGAGCGUCGUCGGCUGGACGGCCGUGGCGCUGGGGCUCGCUGCGCUGUCGCCGUUCCUGUUGAUGGUCGCCAUCGCGCUGCCGAAGAUCCGGCCGCGGCGGUGGGGCACGACCGCACGCGUGAAGGACUGGAAGCUCCUGCUGAACACGCUGUUCUGGAACCUGAACGGCUGGGACAGCGUGAGCACGAUGGCCGGCGAGGUGGAGCGGCCCGGGAGGACGUUCCCCGCGGCGCUGGUCUCGGCCGUGUGCAUCGGGUCGCUCGGGUACCUGCUGCCGCUCAUGGCGGCCACCGGCGCCGUCGAUGCGCCGCCGGAGGCCUGGGGAGACGGCUACUUCGCCGACGCGGCAGGUGUGAUCGCCGGCAAGUGGCUCAAGUACUGGAUCGAGGCCGGCGCGGCGGCCUCCUCAGUGGGCCUCUACUCCGCGACGCUGAGCAGCGCGGCGUACCUCCUGGUGGGCAUGGCCGACCUCGGUCACCUCCCGUCCGUCUUCGCCGCGCGCGCCUCGGGCCUCGGCACCCCCUGGGCCAGCAUCGCCGCCACGGGGGCCGUCGCGCUCGGCAUGUCCUUCGCGAGCUUCGACAGCAUCGUCGCGGUCACCAACUUCCUGUACGGCCUCGGGAUGCUCCUCGAGCUCGCCGCCUUCCUCUGGCUCCGCGCCAGGCGGCCGGGCAUGCCGCGGCCCUACCGCGUGCCGGCGGGCACGGCGGGCGCCGCGGCGAUGUGCGGCGUGCCGGCGGCGUUCCUGGCGGCCGUCAUGGCCGUCGCCGGGUGGAAGGUGUGCGCCGCCAGCGCGGGGUUCACGGCCGCCGCCGUGGCGGUGUACUACGGCAUGGCGUUCUGCAGGGCCCGGGGGUGCGUCGAGUUUGGCCGUGCAGAGGGAGGAGGUGGAGAGUCGGGAGGCACAGGCUGUGAGAGUCGGAAGGAAGGCCAACCCGGUGAUGUCUGAGGUUGAAAUGAAGAAGGUCGUGUCCUCGUACGUGAGGAAGCGAUAUGAACAUGUGUGCCGUGUGCGAAAGGGGACGAAAAUUUGUUGCUACUAGACGAUAUGAACAUGUGUGCUAAUGUUUUUAAAAAUUAUUAUAUUUGAAAAUCAUUUAGAAAUUAAAAUCCUAA